Eleginops maclovinus (Patagonian blennie) is the source of this 609-nucleotide messenger RNA. It is a transcript of the gene her5, whose product is annotated as hairy-related 5. Gene Ontology annotation, biological process: anterior/posterior pattern specification; regulation of neurogenesis; regulation of transcription by RNA polymerase II. Bases 1 to 609 code for a protein of 202 amino acids. Gene Ontology annotation, molecular function: DNA-binding transcription factor activity, RNA polymerase II-specific; protein dimerization activity; RNA polymerase II cis-regulatory region sequence-specific DNA binding. Gene Ontology annotation, cellular component: nucleus. The record is from RefSeq and is a predicted model, not a curated record. The transcript is spliced from 3 exons. NCBI's taxonomy places the organism in Eukaryota, Metazoa, Chordata, Actinopteri, Perciformes, Eleginopidae.
AUGAAGGCUUUAACUUCACCAGCGUCUCCCAGGCAGAGGAGUAUCAGAAGGAUCUCCAAACCAGUGAUGGAGAAACGCAGACGGGAGAGGAUAAACAGCAGUCUGGAGACAUUACGACUUCUGAUGCUGCAAAGCUCCCAAGAUGACAGACUGAAAAAUCCAAAGGUGGAGAAGGCAGAGAUUCUGGAAAGUGUGGUGAACUUCCUACAGUCAGAGAUGGAGAUGGAGAAGGGUCACCAGGCCGUGAACAGAGUCCUUACCCGGGAGCAAAGACCGACCUCCGGCCGACAGCACAACUACCGAGAUGGCAUGAGGUCCUGCCUGCUGAGGGUCAGCCACUUCAUCUCCAGCAAGAGCCGUGAAUUAGGCCAGACUGAUGAGGGAGCAGGCGAGGCUCCCAAACCCCAGACACACCCUGCAUCUCCCGGACACAUCCACAAGGCACAUACCUCUCUGUCUCCUGAUUCGGUCCACCGUCAUCGCAAGAACGCUAAUCCAUCAUUCUGCACGGUGAGGACCGGCAUAAACUGCGACACACCGGAGCUGUUCUCUUCCCCGGAAGCCUGCAAGCACAUUCAGGAUCCUGUGUGGAGGCCCUGGCCGCAGUGA